AUGUCGCCCGCGCUUCAAAAGGGCAAUUUCAAGCUGCUUCAGCAGUUCAAGCCCGACUACUCUGCGAGUGAAUUCACCGAAUAUGAAUCUCAACGUACAGGAAUGCGUGUUGUGGUCAUUGACCAGAAGGGCCCAAAAGUGAAUGGAUAUUUUGUCCUUGCUACAGAGAUCCAUGACGACUCGGGUGCCCCCCACACUUUGGAGCAUCUGUGUUUCAUGGGCUCUCGGAACUAUCGCUACAAAGGAUUCUUGGACAAGCUAGCGACCAGAGUGUACUCCAGCACAAAUGCGUGGACUGCCACGGAUCACACAGCCUACACCCUGGACACGGCAGGCUGGGAAGGAUUUGCUCGCAUCUUGCCCGUCUACUUGGAACAUGUCAUUGCUCCCACGCUAACAGACGAGGGCUGCUACACUGAAGUGCACCAUAUCGACGGCUCUGGAAAUGAUGCCGGAGUGGUGUACUCUGAGAUGCAGGGCGUGCAAAACAAUGCCGCCGAGUUGAUCGACUUGGCUGCCCGACGUGCCACUUACCCUCCCGGUGUCGGCUUCCGAUAUGAGACUGGAGGUAUGAUGGAACAACUUCGCGUGCUGACCGCAGAACGAAUCCGCGAGUUCCAUCGCGAGAUGUAUCAACCCAAGAAUCUCUGCCUGGUAAUUACGGGCGAGGUUGACCAGGACAACAUGUUGCAAAUUCUGGACAAGUUCGAAGAUACCAUCUUGGACGUGAUUCCUAGCCCUGACGCACCCUUCAGGAGACCGUGGACGGACUCAAAGCAGGUCUUGGCUUUGGACAAGUCCACCAUCCAGAAGGUUGAAUUCCCAGAGGAGGAUGAGUCGUUCGGUGAAAUUGAGAUUCGUUUCCUAGGACCGGACUGCAACGACCCCAUUCAAUCUGGUGCCCUGAAUGUUGCCCUUCUGUACCUGGCCGGGUCCUCUGCGUCUCUGCUGGAAAACACAAUUGUUGAGAAGGAACAGAUUGCAAGUGCAGUCUACUACGCCACAGAGGAUCACCCCAGCAUUGAGAUCCGAUUCACACUCACCAGUGUUGAGACUGCAAAGCUUGAGAAAGUAGAGAAGAGAUUCUUCAAAAUUCUGAAGGAUGCUAUGAAAAAGCCGCUCGACAUGAAGUAUCUGAGAGAGUGCAUCGACCGCCAGCGUCGAACCUGGAAGUUCUCGACUGAGAAUUCGGCCAACUCAUUUGCAGAAUACGUGAUCACAGACUUUCUUUUCGGAAAGCGGGACGGCUCUACUUUAAGGGAUGUUGCCUCGCUCAAGGAGUACGAUGCCCUCGAACAUUGGAAUGAGGACCAGUGGCGAUCAUUCAUCAACAAGUGGAUCGCCGAUGCCAACCAUGUAUCUAUUUUGGGAUAUCCAUCCUUGAAGCUUUCUGCGAAGCUCAAAUCCGACGAGGAGGCCCGGGUAACCGCUCAAAAGGAGCGUCUCGGCGAACAGGGGCUGAAGGAGCUCGCAGACAAGCUCGAGAAGGCAAAGGCUGAGAACGAUAAGGAGAUUCCCGAAGAGCUUCUUGGUCAAUUUGCCAUCCCCGGCACCGAGUCGAUUCACUUCAUGAACACCACCACGGCUCGCUCAGGCGCCGCACUCAAAGCUGGCCGGCCCGAGAAUACGAUCCAGAAGCUGAUUGAUGCCGAUGACGCGGGUCAGCCUCUCUUCAUCCACUUUGAGCACAUCCCAAGCAGCUUUGUGCAGCUGUCUGUGCUCAUCUCCGCUGAGUCUGUUCCUCUUCAGCUUCGCCCUUUGCUGUCUAUCUAUACCGAGGCAUUCUUCAAUAUCCCCGUCCUCCGUGAUGGAAAGACGAUCAACUUCGAGCAGGUGGUGGUAGAGCUGGAGAAGGACACUGUGGGAUACGCAAUGAACACGGGUCGCGCGCUUGGAAACUCAGAGAUGCUGCGUCUGUCCUUCCAGGUGGAGCGUGAAAAGUACGAGUCUGCGAUUGCUUGGUUGCAGGAGCUGUGCUGGAACUCAAUCUUCGAUGCUGAGAGACUCCGUGCUAUCACCACCCGCCUGUUGGCCGAUGUGCCCGAUUCCAAGCGUAGCGGUGAUGAUAUGCUUGCAGCUGUCCAUGUCAUGGUUCACUACGACCAGGAGUCGAUCGCCCGAGCUCGGUCUACGCUGGUCAAGGCCCGCUACUUGAAGCGUGUGAAACGUCUCCUCGCUGAUAAGCCUGAGGAAAUCGUCGAUCGCAUGGAGCAAAUCCGCCAAUCACUCUUCCAGCCCGAUAAUAUCCGCGUCGUUGUGAUUGCUGAUCUCGAGAAGCUGGAGCGUCCCGUCUCUGCCUGGAAGCCCUUCACCGAGCGCUUGGGAACGAGCGAGACGCUGAAGCCUAUCACUGAUCGUCGUGCUCUCUUGAGCGAGGCCGGUAAGAACAUUGGCGGUCACUCCUACAUCGUAGCCAUGCCAACUGUGGAUUCGUCAUACGCCUAUGCCACUGCCCGAGGUCUGGAUUCCUACGACCACCCCAAGCUCCCUGCCUUGCUGGUCGCCAUCGCGUACAUGAACGCGGUCGAAGGCCCGCUCUGGGUUGCCGUCCGUGGUAAGGGUCUCGCAUACGGAACCAACUUUGCCUAUAACAUCGACACCGGCUUCGUCAACUUCGACGUGUACCGGUCGCCCAACGCCCAUAAGGCCUUUGAGUCCAGCAAGCAGAUUGUGGAGGGCCAUCUGUCUGGUGCUAGUGCCUUUGACCCGCUCAUGCUGGAGGGGGCGAUCAGCAGCAUCGUGGUGGGAUAUGCCAACGAGCAGAUGACCGCGGUCAGUGCCGCUCAGGGCAGUUUCAUCCGACAGGUUGUGCGCAAGUUGCCGAGCGACUACAAAGAGAAGAUGCUCAAGAAGGUGCGGGAUAUCAGCGUUGACGAGGUGAAGGAAGCUCUGCGUGAUAUCAUUCUACCUCUGUUUGACGCCAAGACCGCCAAUCUUGUCGUCACCUGUGGUACUGUUCUUGAGGAGACUCUGCGCAGCGGUUUUGAGUCGGUGGGAUUCACGCCGGUUCUUCAACCGCUCAAGGAAUUUGAGGAUGACUACGGGCUGAAGCUCGGUGACGAGGGUGAAGAGGAGGAAGAAGAGGAAGAGGAGGAUGACGAGGACGACGAGGGCUCUGAAGAUGAUGAGUCCGGCUCCGAAGAUGACAGUGAUGAAGAUGACGAAUGA
Messenger RNA from Penicillium oxalicum, 3168 nucleotides. RefSeq names its product putative zinc metalloprotease. Lineage: Eukaryota; Fungi; Ascomycota; Eurotiomycetes; Eurotiales; Aspergillaceae. The coding region runs from base 1 to 3168 and encodes 1055 amino acids. The record is from RefSeq and is a predicted model, not a curated record. Gene Ontology annotation, molecular function: metal ion binding. The transcript is spliced from 3 exons.